Molecule: messenger RNA, 1251 nt
Organism: Pipistrellus kuhlii (Kuhl's pipistrelle)
Lineage: Eukaryota; Metazoa; Chordata; Mammalia; Chiroptera; Vespertilionidae
Gene: EFNA4
Product: ephrin A4
Exons: 4
Coding region: 109-723 (204 amino acids)
Biological process (GO): ephrin receptor signaling pathway; axon guidance
Cellular component (GO): plasma membrane
Molecular function (GO): ephrin receptor binding
Source: RefSeq, a predicted model, not a curated record
CCCCGCACCCCCCCGCCCCUCCCCACUUUGUACCUUUCUCGCGGCGGCCGGAGCCUAGUGGGCCGGGCCGGGCCGAACCAGACCGGACCGGACCGCGCGCGGGGGGCGAUGCGGCUGCUGCCCCUGCUGCACGCCGUCCUGUGGGCCGCGCUGCUCGGCUCCCCGCUGCCCGGGGGCGCCGGCCUCCGCCACGACUUCUACUGGAACGCCAGCAACCCCAGGCUGCUCCGAGGAGACGCGGCGGUGGAGCUGGGCCUCAACGACUACCUGGACAUCUUCUGCCCCCACUAUGAGGGCCCCGGGCCCCCCGAGGGCCCCGAGACGUUUGCCCUGUACAUGGUGGACUGGUCGGGCUACGAGGCCUGCCAGGCACAGGGGGCGGGUGCCUUCAAGCGCUGGGAGUGCUCCCUGCCCUUCGCUCCCUUCGGGCCCGUCAAGUUCUCCGAGAAGAUCCAGCGCUUCACGCCCUUCUCCCUCGGCUUCGAGUUCUUGCCGGGAGAGACCUACUACUACAUCUCCGUGCCCACGCCCGGGAGUCCUGGCCGGUGUCUGAGGCUCCAGGUGUCCGUCUGCUGCAAGGAGAGCAAGUCUGAGUCCGCCCAUCCUGUCGGGAGCCCUGGAGAGAGUGGCACAUCGGGGUGGCGAGCGGGGGGCACUCGCAGCCCCCUCUGCCUCUUGCCGCUGCUGCUGCUCCCCAUCCUUCGUCUCCUGCGCGUUCUCUGAGCCAAGGGGACCCUUCCUGCCACCCCAGGAGCCAGCGCCUUCCCAGGACUGCCUGGAGGAGCCCCUGCACCUGAGCUGGGAGUGCCGCGCCGGACAGACAAGAUGGAGGCGUGGCGAGGGGAGUCAGGGUCUGACGUGACCCCUGCCGUGCUGGCCCCCUCGUCCCAGGCUGAAGAGGAGCCACAGGGGAGCUGCACUCGGCCUUGGGCACCGGGAUCGAAGGCAGGCUGAGCCCGGGCCUCCACCGCUGCUUCCGUGGCCUUCUCCAUCCGUCUCCCAGGAAGACUGGAAUCGGGGGGAUCGAACCCUCCAGCCUGCAGGGGCCACGACGAAGAGCUGGGCCCGGUGGAUUGAAGGACCAGGGCGAGGGUGGCCCAGGCCUGCCACUGCCCAGUGCCCUCCCAGGGGUCACUCACUCGUCUUCUGUGAAGACAGACUUGCCAUGAGGCCGAAUUUCCUGCCAGUUUGUAUUUUUAUAAGUCCCUGGACCAAGCCCUCAAUAAACCGCCCAUCUCUUUUGUUGCUCUC